Cololabis saira (Pacific saury) is the source of this 1070-nucleotide messenger RNA. RefSeq lists its product as uncharacterized. NCBI's taxonomy places the organism in Eukaryota, Metazoa, Chordata, Actinopteri, Beloniformes, Belonidae. The transcript is spliced from 10 exons. The record is from RefSeq and is a predicted model, not a curated record. Gene Ontology annotation, molecular function: GTPase activator activity. The coding region runs from base 55 to 903 and encodes 282 amino acids.
AGCGAGCGAAGGGAACUGGAGACCACAGUGAGAGCUCGUCUGUUUGGAGCAGACAUGUCUGUCGAUGGAACCAGGUUACUGUUUGAGGGUUUUUUGCAGAAAAGAAAAGAUAAUCUGAAACUGAGGUGGGUCACUUACUGGUUCAGACUUCAGAACUCGACCUUGUUCUUCUACACUGAGAGGAAUUGCAGUGCUUCUCACCUGAGGGGUUAUUACUACAUAUACACAGUCCAGUCGGUGCGAGAAGUCAAGAAAAAUGAGAGGAAGCGUUUUAUGUUUGAAGUCAUCAUGACAAAUGGAAAGAGAAAAAUGCUGGCAGCAGAGACGGCAGCUCUCAGGAAGGAGUGGGUUAGACACCUUUGGCAGGCCAUGCAGCUCUCCACCUCUGGAGCGUGGGACUGCAGUUUCCCAGAACUUCAGGCGUGUGAGCAGCGAGACAGGCCGAACAGCAGCACAGCCGUCUGCUCAGACAGCAGCAGCGUGCUGGAGUUUCCAUCCGCUCGGCCGAUCUCUGCCCCUCCUCCUUCAAACCACAUCCACCCUGAAGCAAAUAGCAUCACCUCUCCUUUCUGCCCGUCCGAGGACCAGGACUGGGCCACUUACCAGAACAUCUCACUACCCUCUAACGACCAGAGUCGUCAUGAUCAGACUUUCAGUGACCAACAAGAUGGAGACUAUGAUGUUUUACCCUGCAGAAAAGUGUUUUUGUGUUUAGACAGUUGUGGGCCCCCUCCAUCAAUAGAGUUAGAUGAAGACAUAUAUGACUGUCCCCGGUCUUACAGGAGCUCUGAACAUGGGGACCCCACAGAUGGCAUCUACGAUGUACCAAGCUGUCUUCUGAGGACGGUGGAUGACGACACCAUAGACGAGCAGUCAGAAGAGGGAAUCUACUGGAGGAUAUGAGGUGCAGAUUGAGGAUGUUGGAGGCACGCAAAACUCGUCAUCCAUUUAAUCUGCUGACACUAUAAGACACUAUCCCGCAUGGCCAACAUUUGUGUUUAUGAAGGGGAAAUGUAAAUUAAAUGUACAUAUUUGCCAUCUAUGGGCGGAAAAAUACACACAACCUCAAC